AUGGUUCGCUCAACUUCCACUGGAAAUUCAGGAAAUAAUAUGGCUCUUGCGAGUCGCUGGAGACGAUAUGCGGCUUCAAACUUGACGGUCUCGCGCCAGACACAUCCCUGUCAUGGUGAUAUCCCAUGGAGGUCAAUUGCACAUCUGCAAUCAACCACAUCGAGCGUGUUCCAGAGUCUCACUCAUCUCGAUAUUGCCGAUCAAUUGUUGCUGGACGAAUCACAACCAGGCUUAGAAGAUCUUCAUUCGUUGAGUCACCUGUUUGUGAUUCUUAUAACCAAGAAGUCAAUCGCGGAGUCUGUGAAGCGCCUUCUCAGUAAUGUACAGCUGCGAGUGCUUGGGUUACGAGUCAUGGAGCCACACAAAGAGGUAAUAUCAUGGCUGAACAAAUAUAGCAUGAACGAUCCUCGAGUCGUGCUGUUGCCGAAGGAAUGGACAUGCUGGGCCAAGCUAGGCCAGGGAAGCAUGUUGGUCUGGGAGUUAGUCGAUGAAAUAUUACAAUCGCCACAACCGAAGGAAGGCACUCCCAAAGAAGCAAAUGCGAUGAUAGGCACAACGGAUGAUGUGACUUUGAACCAUGUGAUAGACGUUGAUCCUCUACUCUGGGUGAUGUAG
Molecule: messenger RNA, 615 nt
Organism: Suillus subalutaceus
Lineage: Eukaryota; Fungi; Basidiomycota; Agaricomycetes; Boletales; Suillaceae
Exons: 4
Coding region: 1-615 (204 amino acids)
Source: RefSeq, a predicted model, not a curated record